Messenger RNA from Folsomia candida, 1793 nucleotides. RefSeq names its product zinc finger protein 350-like. The transcript is spliced from 4 exons. The record is from RefSeq and is a predicted model, not a curated record. Gene Ontology annotation, molecular function: RNA polymerase II transcription regulatory region sequence-specific DNA binding; DNA-binding transcription factor activity, RNA polymerase II-specific. Bases 328 to 1596 code for a protein of 422 amino acids. Gene Ontology annotation, biological process: regulation of transcription by RNA polymerase II. NCBI's taxonomy places the organism in Eukaryota, Metazoa, Arthropoda, Collembola, Entomobryomorpha, Isotomidae. Gene Ontology annotation, cellular component: nucleus.
GUCAAUUAUUUCUUUAUUAAAGGACAGUUUUUUUAGGAUGACAAGUCGUUGGCAAAUUUUGCAAUUGGGGAACGCUUAUUUUUUUUAAAUAAAUAAAUUGAAUACCUCCUAAUCUAUUUGUAUGUCCAAGCCAAUUAUUUGACGCCUUGCUAAUUUUGAAGACAAUGAAUUAUUUUAACAAACUGUGUAAUUUAUUAUGUACCAAUUUCCUCAUAGUAUAAUUUCAUAACGUAAAAUUUCGGAUUAUUUGGUACAAUUUGAACGCCAAAAUCCAAGUUUUAGUCAUAAUGAUUUUAUUGAAUUCAAGGUGGUGGUGGCACUCUCUCUAUGAUAUUUUGGACCACCAUUUUUUAUUUUUGUGUUUUUGUCUUCACUCCAGUCGUCUCCAGUCCGUUUUUUCAAACCAUUUCCGAGGAAUUUCUGCUCCUUAUUAAUUUAAAAUAUUUUAAUUCUGGAAACAGAAUUAUGAUGUCAAAGGCGGAUCAAUCUGUCGCUGGACCUUCUCACGCCGGAAGUAGCAGCCGGGUCAUGGCUGACACCAUCAGAACGACCUCAACGAUAAAAACCGAAAGUCGGACGGAACCGGUGGAUCAGUCUGAGGUGUAUUUGAGCAGUGACGACGAAGAUGAAGAGGACGAGAUUGAGGAGGAGAAAAUGAAAAUAGCUGACGUACUGAUGGAUAUUAAACAUUGGGUUCGGAUACAGCAAAAAUUCUUCGCACCAAACCCCACGGCCGUACCGAUUUCCGAAGAGAGAUAUCCAACUUCGUCUCGGAUUGCCCGCAAGUUUCUCAAACUUGUCAUGGCGUUGGACGACGUUGUCGACGUUCUGGACGAUAAUAGACGCCGAGGAUAUCCCCUCUAUGAAAUGAGAAGAGCCCAGCGUCUACGAGAACUCGUAACAGCAACAGCAACAGUGCCAGAAAUAAUUGACUGCGUUCAAGACGAGGAAAGGUCGGAGCCAAUUCCGGAUCCUCCAGCCACACCAAGACCGUCAACUCCAACACCGCCUGUCACUCCACAAAGGUCAAUCUCAAACCAAUGUGAAACCAGGAGAAAAUCCACCCGGAUUCGAAGACCAAUUCUGAAACCAAGCGACUCCACUACAUUCAAGGCAACCUCUGGCAAAAAGAUGAGUUCUAAAACCAAACGCCACCGCUGCCACAUUUGUAGAAGAACUUUCUCUACCAAAUUAAACCUAAUAAGUCACCGUUCCAACCAUCGUAAGGAAGAAGAGAAGACCGUGGCGGAGAAGCGCUUUCGGUGCGACCAGUGUGGAAAGAAGUACUCCCAGAGGGGUCCUUUAAGGGUGCACAAGCGCAGCCACAGCGCCAACCCAAGACCAUUCAAUUGCGAAGAAUGUGGCAAAGCUUUUACCACCAAGCAAUCUAUGCUCAUCCACAAAAAAAGAGUUCACCAGAGGCUAAAGGACGUCGACUUCCCCCAAUGCCCCAAAAAGUUCAGAACCAAGUGCGACAUGAGGACACAUCUGAACACUGUUCAUCUCUAUGUUCCGCUCCCCUGCCCCCACUGUAAUAAGUCAUUCACAAAGAAAGGGAGUCUUCGAAACCACAUGAAGAAGUUUCAUCCCUCAUAAUUCAAUCAUUCUACUGCCAAAUGAAGCUGCAUCAAUGGAGUUUUCAACCGUUUUAAAUAAUACAGAUUAUUUUUUUAUUUUCUAAAUAAAUAAAUAUUUAAAUUAAAUAUAAUUUUAAAUAACGAAAUGAUACAAUACAAUGAAAUGCGUUCUUCUCACAGAAUUUGUAUAACAAUUGCCAAUAAUAAAACCAAUAA